Onychomys torridus (southern grasshopper mouse) is the source of this 2961-nucleotide messenger RNA. It is a transcript of the gene Znf248, whose product is annotated as zinc finger protein 248. The record is from RefSeq and is a predicted model, not a curated record. Gene Ontology annotation, biological process: negative regulation of transcription by RNA polymerase II. NCBI's taxonomy places the organism in Eukaryota, Metazoa, Chordata, Mammalia, Rodentia, Cricetidae. The transcript is spliced from 4 exons. Bases 13 to 1746 code for a protein of 577 amino acids. Gene Ontology annotation, molecular function: DNA-binding transcription repressor activity, RNA polymerase II-specific.
UCAGAGCAGAAAAUGAACAAAUCCCAGGAGCAUGUGUCAUUCAAGGAUGUGUGUGUGGAUUUCACCAAGGAAGAGUGGUAUUUGCUGGAUCCUGCUCAGAAAGUGCUUUACAGAGAUGUGAUCCUGGAGAACUAUAGCAACUUUGUCUCAGUAGGGUAUUGUGUGACUAAGCCAGAUGUAAUCUUCAAGAUAGAGCAAGGAGAAGAUCCCUGGAUACCAGAAAACAGAUUCCAAUGCCACCCAGAAAGGAAAUGGAAAGUGGAUGAGCUAUUAGAGAGAAGCCAGGAAAAUGAAGAUGAACCUUUUUGGCCGUUCAUGCUCACCAACAAGAUCAUACAUGUAGAAGGUGGGGGUACCACAAGAAAAACUUCCAGUCUAGAAAUGGACCCUGUUUCUUCAAGAAGUUUUCUGCUCAAAAUAUGUGACUCGUGUGAAAUGAAUUUAAAGAAUAUUUCAGGUGUAAUUAUUAGUAAAAAGAGCUAUUCCAGAAAAAAGCUGAAUGAGUUUAAUGUAGGUGAGAAAUCACUCCCUAAUAAUAGGCAUGAGAAAAUUCCUGUAGGAGCAAAAUCCUAUAAAUAUAAUGAGAAACCAAAUGGCCUCAGCCUUUGCCAGGAUCUCACUCAGCCGGUUUCUGAUCAGCCUUUUGAGUAUAAUGAAGAUGGACAAGGCUUCAGUGAGGAAGUGGCCCUUUGUGUGAAUCAGCACUCUCGGCUAGGGGAGACGCUUUAUAAACACACUGAUUGUGGAAGAACUUUGGUUGAUGGCCUGAAGCUAAGUGUGUCUCGGAAACCUCAUUUGCACAUGGAAUCACAUGAAUGCAGUAUUUGUAGAAAGUCCUUUUAUGUGGAUCUACAGUUUGGACAUCAGAGAGCUCUUCUUCCGAGAAACAGUCCUUGUGAGCGUAAUGAAUAUGAGAAAAUCUUCUGUGAUGGUUCAGCUCACAUUGUUCAUCAGGAAGCUUACCCGAGAAAGAUUGCCCCAGAGUACAAAGUGAGUAGCAAAACUUGGGGAAAGUCAGGUCUCUUUAGACAUCAGAUAGUACAGAUGGGGGGAAAACCCUAUGAAUACCAUGAAAAUGAGAAAUUUUUCAGCAAGAAAUCACAUCCCACCCAGUCUCGAAGAGCUCACUUGGGAGAAAAAACAUUUGAAUGUGGUGAGUGUGGUAAAAUGUUUUGGGAGAAAUCAAACCUUACCCAACACCAGAGAACACACACAGGAGAGAAACCAUAUGAAUGUACUGAAUGUGGGAAAGCCUUUUGCCAAAAACCACACCUUACCAACCACCAGCGAACACAUACAGGAGAAAAACCCUAUGAAUGCAAGCAGUGUGGGAAAACAUUCUGCGUCAAGUCAAACCUUACUGAACAUCAAAGAACACACACAGGGGAGAAGCCCUAUGAAUGCAAUGCAUGUAGGAAAUCCUUCUGCCACAGGUCAGCCCUCACUGUCCAUCAGAGGACACAUACGGGGGAGAAACCAUUUAUAUGCAAUGAGUGUGGGAAGUCAUUUUGUGUGAAGUCAAACUUGAUUGUACAUCAAAGAACCCACACAGGGGAGAAACCCUACAAAUGUAAUGAAUGUGGGAAAAUGUUCUGUGAAAAAUCAGCUCUUACCAAACACCAGAGGACUCACACAGGGGAGAAGCCCUAUGAGUGUAAUGUGUGUGGAAAGACCUUCAGUCAGAGGUCAGUGCUCACCAAGCAUCAGAGAAUUCACACGAGGAUGAAGGCUCUUUCAGCAUCCUAAAUGUUCACCUUGCUUAUGCCUGUCAAGUUGGUUGUACAGUUUUUAAAAUGAGCUUAGAGAAUGCCAAAGAAUGCCACAGAGUACUAGAAAAUGCCAUUUUGUUCAAAUAUAUGAAUGCUUUUAAGAAAAUAAAAACUUUCAUUAGAAAGAUUGUAUUGAAGGGAAAUCAUUCAUAUAAACAAUAUGGUUAAAAAAAUCUAUGGAGUUUAAAUUGUGUAGUGUCUUCCAAAUGUGUUUCAAAAAUGUAUUUUAAAUAUAAUGGGUAAUAUUAAUUUUACUUGUAUUCAUAAGAGUGUAUAAAACUUCAAAGUGAGUAACAAUAACACUAAACAUAUAUGUAAAGAACAUCUGAUGUUUGUAGACCUUGUGUGAGUAUGCUAAAGUAACAUUUAUGUAAUUUAGAAAGUGCUUGAUUUAUGUAUUGGAACUCAGUAAGGAUGUGAGGAAAAAAUAUGAACCCUUAGUGUAAUAACUAUAAUAGUAUACUUUCUAUAUACUAAGUACCACCAGUGUCUUUGUAGGUUGAUAAAAUUAUGUAUGUUUAUGGACAUACGUGUGAAUGUGGAUCUAUCUAUAUGUUUGCAUAUGUAAAUAUGUUUAUAUGCAUGUAUCUAUACACAAAUGGUGAUGUCUUAAGGGCAGCUCACACCAACUUAAAAGUGCUGAUAAUUGUUAAAAUUUCAGGAAUUUUGUGAAUCAGUUGUUUAAAAUUAGUGAAGUUACAGGUAAAUUAUAUUGAGAGCAAAGGAAAUAAUUAGCACCCAUCAUUCCCAGUAAUUGGCUGUCUUUCACUAUUAUCUUUGCUGCUACCGUUGGCCUACAUGCUGAGAGCACUGUAGAAUGGAGUACCACUGCUUCUCUCUUCCAGACUCACUGCAUCCAUCCCAGGCUCAUGUUGGUAACUUGGCCUUAGAACAUUUACACUGGGGGAACUGGCAGACCGUGUGUCAGGGGAUUGAUUUCUCAGAGAAGCUGUGUGUAUAUAAACUAUAUGGCAGUUUUAAAGUGUAAGCCAGCCAUCUUUUCCUAAAACAAGUAAGUGGCUAUGGCCAUCAUUACCAAACUGCCUCUACAGUCAAGAAGCCACAAGAGGGUUUAUUGAGCCUUUUAAUACCUCAGAAUUGCCCACUUCUAAAUAUUUCCAUCUUCUUGAUAGAUUGAUCAGUAUAUAUUUUAAAUGUCAUUCUCUCUCUCUCUCUCUCUCUCUCUCUCACA